Molecule: messenger RNA, 1177 nt
Organism: Tarenaya hassleriana
Lineage: Eukaryota; Viridiplantae; Streptophyta; Magnoliopsida; Brassicales; Cleomaceae
Product: myb-related protein 2-like
Exons: 5
Coding region: 139-957 (272 amino acids)
Molecular function (GO): DNA-binding transcription factor activity
Source: RefSeq, a predicted model, not a curated record
CUGAUGCAAAGCCAAGACUAAAAUGGACACCAAAUCUUCACGAGAGAUUUGUUGAAGCUGUCAAUCGGCUCGGUGGAGAAGAUAAAAUACAGGCUAAGCAAGAAUCUCAACGGACAACCCAAUAGUGUUUCAAACAAGAUGGGUAUAAUGGCCAUGGCAGAUGAAAAGAGCCCUGAUACAAAUGAAAUUCAAGCUCAUAGUUUAAGCAUUGGGCCAGAGUCAAACAAGAACUUACCUAUAAACGAAGCCUUGCAAAUGCAAAUAGAGGUUCACAGAAGGCUACAAGAGCAACCCGAGCUCAGGAUAGAGGCUCAAGGAAAAUACCUGCAGGCGGUUUUGGAGAAAGCCCAAGAGACAUUAGGAAAUCAGAAUUUAGGUACAGAUGGGCUUCAAGCUGCCCAAGUUCAACUCUCUGGACUAGCAUCUAAAGUAUCAGCCGAAUACCCGAAUGAAAAUUUUCUAGAACCAAAGGACUUCCAAAGUCUACACGCUCAGCAAAUGCAAAGGACCUACCCUCCCAAUUGCUCCUUGAACGGUAGCAUGACCUCCCAAAAAGGAACCCAAACAAGCACCAAAAUGUUUAUGAACAGACUGGGAUUACGGCCAUAUCUUGGUGGUUCAACAUCAGCCCACGAGGACGUUACAGAAGAACCGUUGUUCCAACGUAUGGAGUUCACUUCGCCAGAAGGCUGCAGAGAGAAUAGACCAUAUCUUUCCAUAAUGGUUAACAAUGCAGAAGCAACAAUAUCUUCUUCAGAAGUAGGAUUGCAUGGGCAGAGAGGAAAUGGUGACACCGGAUAUACGGAAGAAAGAAUCAAGAAGGAUGAGGACUGUAAGUUUGAAACCCAGAACCAAAAGGGCAACUCAGCAACAGAGCUAGAUCUCAACACAAAUGAUGAAAACCAUGACAAAGCCCGUCCAAAACACUUCGGCUUGAAUGGUUUCAGCUGGAACUGAGAAGGAUCACCGAAGUCAAUAGAGUUUGAACUUUGAAAGGUCCGUGCCCGUUUCAGAGUUCGCCCCUAGAAGCUCCUUUGACAUCCCACAUCAGCCUGGUGACUCAUCUAACUCGAAUUCGUCAAUUCAAUCUCUAAACCACAAAAACAAAGACAUCUUGAGCACAAUGUACAAGCCAUUCAUUUGUAUAAUCCCCUAAAACAGACAAUUUCCUAGAUUA